This is a messenger RNA of Gossypium raimondii (Peruvian cotton), 612 nucleotides long. RefSeq lists its product as uncharacterized. Lineage: Eukaryota; Viridiplantae; Streptophyta; Magnoliopsida; Malvales; Malvaceae. The transcript is spliced from 2 exons. Gene Ontology annotation, molecular function: nucleic acid binding; zinc ion binding. The record is from RefSeq and is a predicted model, not a curated record. The coding region runs from base 1 to 612 and encodes 203 amino acids.
AUGUAUGCUCGAGAGUGCAUUCCUAUCGAAGUUGUUAUGUGUAAACGGUUUGAAGACGGGCUGAAUGAGGAAAUCAAGCUUUUAGUCAGAAUUCUUGAAUUGAAAGAAUUUGUUGUUUUAGUUGAUAGAGCUCUCAAAGAUGAUAAGCUUAGUAAAGAGGAAAGAAGAGCUGAUUCGGAGGCUAGAGAUUCAAGAAAGAGGAUGGAUGAUAGAGCUUGUUUCAGAUGUGGCUCACAGGAACAUUUUAUUCGGGACUGUCCUGAGUUAUCUGAAAAAGACAAACUCCAGACUGUUCGACCCAACAAUACAGCUGCAAAACGGAGACCACCUCAAAAUCCCAAAAAUAUAAGUGGUAGUCGGGGUGUAACAAAAAAUUCUACUGUGAGAUCCGAGACACGGGGGCCAGCCAGAGCUUAUGCUAUUCACGCACGCGAAAAUGCUUCGGUGCAAGAUAUUAUUACCAGUAUUUUUUCUCUCUAUAAUACUAAUGUAACUGCUCUGAUUGAUCCUACAUCAACCCAUUCAUAUGUUUGUACAAAUUUAGUGUCUAGUAAGAGUUUACUUGUUGAGUCCACUGAAUUCGUGGUUAAAGUAUCGAACCCCUUAGCUUAG